Messenger RNA from Symbiodinium sp. CCMP2592, 1704 nucleotides. NCBI's taxonomy places the organism in Eukaryota, Dinophyceae, Suessiales, Symbiodiniaceae. The record is from the annotation of a GenBank genome assembly.
AUGCCGCCCAAAGCCAAGCGUGUAGCGAAGCGCCCGGCAGCACGGGCACAGCCGGAGGAGGAUCCAGAGGCUGCCACAGGCACAGGCUCGCAAGGGGCCGUACCCAAGGCAGACCCAGCAGCCUCUGCAAAACGAAGCCGCGUGAAGGAGGAAAGAGAGGAAUGGUGGGCCGGUAGGAGCUUACAGCAGCUGGAGCAAUGCUUCAAGAAAGAGCUGGCGCUCUUCUUGAAGACCAGCUACGUGGAUCCGGACCGAGUCCCACGCCGGAAGCUCGUCUACUUCCGCCGAAACUAUCUGGAAGUCCCAGGGCUCCGAAAGGGAUGCGAACGUAUCAUCGAGGAGAUCAACUCCAAGGCCAAGGAGCGGCUCCGGACGAUUGAUGCUCAGACAUGGCAGGGCCUCGUGGAGAAGGAGAUGUUGGCAGAUUACUUAGUGGGAGGCUUGGCGGAGACCCGAGGCUCUUUGACCUUGCACCAGCUGCCCAUGCCCUCCACCUUUGGAGAGAAGCCUCCUCAGAAGGACUUGCCUGUGGGGCUCGCAAGGAAGCUCCGGGAAGGCUUGGAAGAUUGGUUCUAUGAUGAUCUGCGAAAAUGGGUGGCUUUGGCAGAGCAGAGUCUCAGUGCUGCCCAGCUCUCCCGGCUACUUUUCGGAGAUGAGGCGGACCACGUGGAAGUGAAGGUCCAAGGCCUGGGCUUCUCGAUCUCUUUCGUCCUCCCUGAGACCGCCAGCUUAAAGGAGAAGUGGCAGGAGAAGCGGCAGCGGGAAGAAGAGUACUACGGCUCCUGGCUCAUCGAAGUGGUCGAUGGUUGGCGUCGCAGGCGAGCUUGCGAAGUACUGCAGAAGGUCCUGGAUGAAACCUGUCCUGUGCAUGCUGAUAGACAAGUUGUGGAGCGCAUUCGCAGCAUCGAGGCACUCUGCAAGGGACGCCUUGAUGUCGGGUUACAGCAUUUGCCGUCGUUAGUCGAUCUCAAAUUAAAUGGCGGAGGCAUCUCGGAGAAUGAUGCUCAACGAAUCCACAGAGAGUGCAAAUCCUUGUUCCCAUGCACGCGUAUACACUCCUGCAACGACGGGCUGGAAAAUGGUCCGGACACCGAAUACUUGGAGCCGCCCGCCACAGUGGGUGUUUUGCCUGCCCCCGAGGAUCAGCUUUACCUAUGUCACAUGGAUGACCCAGUUGGUGCAGACAUUGUUGUCAAGCUUAGCUGGAUUAAGCUUGGAAGCGCCGAGCUCCGAAUCGAAGUCGUGGCCCGUGUGCCGAAGGACUGGAAACGCCCAUAUUCGCUGGCUCUGAGCUUCCAGGACGAGGUCGGCUCACAGGAGAUAUACAAGCUCAUUUGCCAUGAGCCUAGCGAGCAGAAGCGGAUGCUUCCUCCACCGAAGCUUCCGAACCUCCAGGAGCUGGCAAGAAAACUGCAGUACGUCGCGCCAGGCAGGGCUUUCAGUUCUCGUGGCAUCGCACGGGGCCGUCUGAAGGUUUCUGAAUCGACCAUCGAUGAAGCAGGGAGCGGUCCGGUGGCAGUUUUGAUGUGUGAGUUUGGGUGCGGAUAUGGGGAGCACGGGCUUUCGAAGAAGUUCAUUAGGCAGCUUACGAAAGAUGCUUUUGCAAAGUCAUCAGCGGAACGGUGCAGGAGGGCCUCUUUGACCUUGCUCUUCCCUCGGAGGACCUCCAGAGCCUCAAAGAUCUGUCCUUCAUCUUCCAGAUAG